UCUCCGCUGCUCGCUCCUGCCUGUGACGGCACAGCAGCAGCAGCACUGACGGCACGGGAAGACAAAACACUGCACACGUCGUGAAGGCCUCUCACUGUAAACGCUGCUGCAGUUAACCACACCGACAACGGACUCAAACACACACACUCUCAAAGAGUUUUCUUAUCAUAGUCUGUCUUUUAGUAUACAAAAACAACCGAACAUUUCAUAGCCUUGUAAAAAAAAAUACCAGUCCUCAUAAUGGCGACAGCUGCCGUGUCUGCCGCUGCUGGCUGCGGCCCCAGCCCCGGGUCGGGAACGGAGCUCGUCCGCGGACAGGCCUUCGACGUCGGACCUCGCUACAGCAACCUCUCCUACAUCGGGGAAGGAGCCUAUGGGAUGGUUUGUUCUGCUUAUGACCGAGACAACAAGAUCCGCGUUGCCAUUAAGAAGAUUAGCCCUUUUGAACACCAGACGUACUGCCAGCGCACCCUGAGAGAGAUCAAGAUACUUCUGCGCUUCAAACAUGAGAACAUCAUCGGAAUCAACGACAUUAUCCGCACGCCAACUAUUGACCAGAUGAAGGACGUAUAUAUUGUCCAGGAUCUCAUGGAGACAGACCUGUACAAGCUCCUCAAGACUCAACACCUGAGCAAUGACCACAUCUGCUACUUCCUCUACCAGAUCCUACGAGGGCUCAAGUACAUCCACUCUGCCAACGUCUUGCACCGUGACCUGAAGCCUUCCAACCUUCUGCUCAACACCACCUGUGAUCUCAAGAUCUGUGAUUUUGGCUUGGCUCGUGUAGCUGACCCCGACCAUGAUCACACUGGUUUCCUCACAGAGUACGUGGCCACUCGUUGGUAUCGAGCACCUGAGAUCAUGCUCAACUCCAAGGGCUACACCAAGUCCAUAGACAUCUGGUCAGUUGGUUGCAUCCUGGCUGAGAUGUUGUCCAACAGGCCAAUAUUUCCUGGGAAGCACUACUUGGAUCAACUUAACCACAUUUUGGGUAUCCUGGGUUCUCCCUCUCAGGAGGAUCUCAACUGCAUCAUCAACAUCAAGGCCCGGAACUAUCUUUUGUCACUGCCCCCGCGCUACAAAGUGCCGUGGAACCGCCUCUUCCCCAAUGCUGAUCCUAAAGCUCUUGACCUGUUGGAUAAGAUGUUGACUUUUAAUCCUCACAAGAGGAUCGAGGUGGAGGAGGCCCUGGCUCACCCUUACCUGGAGCAAUAUUACGACCCCACAGAUGAGCCCGUCGCUGAGGCUCCGUUCAAGUUUGACAUGGAGCUGGAUGACCUACCCAAAGAGACACUGAAGGAGCUCAUCUUUGAAGAGACUGCACGUUUUCAGCCUGGCUUCAGGUCUUAACAUCUCACACAGAUCUCUCUGUGGACUGGCCUCUGUGUUGCCACUGCUCCUCCCUGCCUCCACACUGUUGCUGUGAUCAUUAUUAUUAUUUUUUUAUUUUAUUUCCUCUGCGGUUGUCCACAUCACCUGGAUUCCUUGGGUCUCACUCGUCAAGUCCACUUUGCUCAGGAAUGGCGUCAGGAAUCAAUCAAUCAAUCAGUCAUUCAUUCAUUCUCUUUCUCUGUCUCUCUUCUUCUCUUUCCUCUUUCUCUCUCUUCCACUGAGGUGAAAGGUGAGGGCAGCAGGUGGGGGUGGGGUGGGUUUCAUCACAGCUAACAGUUUGUGGGUGAUUUUUGUGUUUUAAGCCAAGAUAAACAAUUGUGCGUGUGUCUCUCAAAGGCUUUUGGCUCUGGCUAUUCCUAUUUGAAACUCUUAUGUCCAGUUGAAUGACUAGCUGUUAGAUUAGCUGUUGUGUUUUUGUUUUGUUUUUUUCUUUUCGGUGCAAGUGUCGUCGCGACAACUCUGCCUGCAUUGCACAAAAGAUUCAUUCAUCAUAAAAACAAAGGAUCUUUUAAAUUUUCUAGCAUUUUGUCACACUGUCACAAGCUUGUGCUUAUCUUCUAUUUUUUUCCCAAAUGAAAUUAACUGAUUUAUGCAAUGAAAUCACAUAAUCAACGAGAGACUUUGCAGGCUACAAGCCAUCACCUGGUGUUGACGAGGAUCAAUAUUUUAUGUGAUUUUAAUCCUUAAAACACGGAUAGCCCAAAUGCAAAUGUAUACAUAGAAAUAUAAAUAUAUAUACCGUAUAUAGCCUAAAGAGUCUUAAGAUAUUUUAAUGGCAAGUGUGAUGACGGAAAGUAAAUCAGAUGAAUUUGUAACCGUUUUUGCUAUAAAUGCCCGUUCUCUUUUCACAUCGGCUUCAAUGAGAUGUCAGUUUGUGCUAAAUGCACCAAAGGUAUAGGUGCGUUGAAAGUAUUCACCAUCAGUUUCUGCCUUAGCCAUGAGAAUCUACAGGAAAAGUUGUCUAUUUCACACUGGUCUGUACGUAACAGAGAUAUUUUUCAUAUGGAGGGAAAUUCACUUCAGGACAAAUUUAUUAAUCACAGAGCAAAGGUUGUUGUGCCUCCCUGUUUGUCCUGUUUAGUGUUUUCUUUUUAUCUUCGGCCUCUCUUUCUCUUUCUCUCGCCUUGUUAGAAUAAUACUGUGCCCUUUUGCAUGACUGUUAUAAGCUCCGUAUACAAAGACAAACAAUGUUAAGUGCCACACAAGCCGGGCAGAUCCGUGGGGUGAGCGCCCAGGCUCUUUCUGUUCUACCUUUUUGUGGUAAAUCACACCUCCCAGUCACAUGGUGCUUUAUGUCUGCUCUCUUUCUUGUGUUUUCCCUUUUUUUUUUUUUUUUUUGUCUCCCGUCAUUCAUUUCUACACUUUAAAUCCCCUUGUUUUUAGCCAAACUCCACAUGCAUGCAAAGAUGUCUUGUGUUUGCAAAUAGGAGAAUAACCAUAUAGCUUAUAUUUAUACCCAGUGACAAACUAGUUACCUGAACACGAGGAAUGGGAUCCAGGCAUGAUGCAGUUGAAGUAAUACUCAAAUGUAACUGGUCAUGCUUUUCCAUUCAAUCCUGAGCAACUUUUUUUGCUUUAAUUGCACAUAUUCACACUGACAACAGUUGGCAGUGUCAGUACCUGCAACUGCACUGUAACUAAAAGAAGAAGAAGAAGAAGAAAAUGACAGAACUGCAGCAGAAGUCCAAACCAUAUUUUCACUUCCUGGCAGUAACUGCUGAUUAAAGACUGUUGAAUUAGAAGUUUUCUUUUUUUUUGUUAUUCAAUUUCAAUGAAUUAUGACUUAAAGAUUAUAUAUACAUAUUUGAGGAUUUGAAAACUUUUUUUUUCGGGAGGGGAAAAAACCCCGCAAACAAAGCCAGAAGUGGUGAGACUCCGUCGUCCUACUCAGAACGUUCUUUCAUUUGAGUUGGUCUGCGGCGUCUUUUGUUUAUGAGUGAGUCUCAAACAUGUUCAGUGUCAUUGUACAUCUAGGCUUUGGUUAUGAUUUUAAUACCACAACUCCAAAAGAAAAGCUGAAGUAGGUAGACUUUGGACAGUAGACGAAAUGAAUUAAUCCAACUCUACCUAAAAGGAUUCUUUGGGAAUCAGACUGUGCUGGCACUAAGAAAGUAACGUUUCAAAACUGUUGAGCUGCUCUGAAUCCAGUGUAUACAGUCUGUGACAAAGGUAUGAGCUGCAAACUCGUGAUUGUUUUGUUGUGAUUUUCACACAAGUCGUAAAUUUUGAAUUUUACAAAAUGUUUCUGGUCACAGUGGACAGAACCGUCAUAUAAAAUUAUGGUUUACUUUGGAUUCUUUCUUUCUUUUUUUGUGCAAAAUGUGGGCCUGAAAGUGAAUGGAGCUGUAACUGUUUUCACCAACAUACUGAGUUCAACUCUGUCACAGCAGUGACGAGAUGAACCACUGGAGGUCAGCAAAAGCAAGAUUCACAAAUGCUGUUGAGUUAAUCUACAACUAGAUAAAAUGAUAUGAAAAACAUGUAACUCCAUCGUUGAUAUUAUGAGUACCGUGCUCAACCAAAAGUCUAAAACAACAAUGAUCAUGAGGUAACAGCAGAACUACAAAUCUGUCUAUUUUCGUAAAGUUAUAACCAUGUUCGUUUGAUUCUUAUCAAAAAUAAAGAAAAAAGUCUUGAAAUUCCUCAAGAACACCCUUCAAACGUAAA
Molecule: messenger RNA, 4059 nt
Organism: Solea senegalensis (Senegalese sole)
Lineage: Eukaryota; Metazoa; Chordata; Actinopteri; Pleuronectiformes; Soleidae
Gene: mapk1
Product: mitogen-activated protein kinase 1
Exons: 9
Coding region: 241-1350 (369 amino acids)
Biological process (GO): intracellular signal transduction; protein phosphorylation
Cellular component (GO): cytoplasm; nucleus
Molecular function (GO): ATP binding; MAP kinase activity
Source: RefSeq, a predicted model, not a curated record